AUGGCUAACUUGAGGGCGGAGGUGAAAGAAUACUGCACCAUUGAUGUUUCUAAUGGUAACUUCUUUACCAUGAACGACGAUCAGAACGAUACGGGAGUCAUUAUCUCCCUGCCGGAUUAUUAUGAUUAUCAUCCCGAGUCGUCAUCAUAUUCCUUUAAUAUGGAGUUGGAGCACGACAGUGGUGGUAGUAACGACGUUAGUAACUUAAAAGAAUCAGGAAUGGAACAAGAAGAAGAAGACGAUGCCGGCGAUGAAGAUUCUCAUUCUGUACAAACAGAUGUGGUGGAUGAGAAGAAGGGAAAAGACAAAUUCAACGUGGAGUGUUUGAGCUACGAGCUGCAAGUUGGCUAUCGCAUUCUGAGUAAUAUGAUGAGUGCUGGGAACAGAUGCAUCAACAAACUGUUUCUCUACCCAGUCGAUGACACAUUCCCUGAAACUGCAGAUUAUUAUGAGAAAAUCAAAGAACCAAUGUGGAUGUUCAAAAUGAAAGAAAAGUUUGAGAAGCAGGAAUACAGAGAUGUGACAGAGUUUAUGACAGACUUCCGAUUGAUGAUUGAGAAUUGCUAUCGAUUUAAUGGGCCAGACCAUUUUGUGUCAAAGAAAGCCCAGAAACUGGAGACGAUGAUGAAGCAGAAAGUUGCAUUGUUAAAAAAGGAUUUACGUGACAAAAUUGCGGGAGCUGCAGCAAGUGCGGAAGAUGAUAUUUUAGCAUCAGCUGGUCUUAGAAGACGAGUGAGAAAUCCCAACGUUUCACAUGAUGAUCCCUCACAGCAGCUGCUGUGCCAGCUACGUCGCGACCGCGAGAUAAAGGAGAGAGUCGACAGGCGACAAAAGGUGGAGGACAGAAGGGCAAUGGAACAUGCAAGGAUUCAGGAGAUGCAGACUUGGGAGGAUACUUUGCUGGGUCCACAAGUGAAAGAUCAAAUAAAGACCAUGUGGGAGCUGCCCCAGAUUGGUCUGUUUGUGUACUUGUGUAUGGAGAGCCUCGGACUGGAGGAGGAAGUAACGCAAUAUCAGAUCGAGAGAGGCCUUGCCGUUCCCAGGGAGUGUUCUGAUUUUAGAAGACUAAUGACGUGCCUUUUAUCAACUCCGCAUCAGCGGAAAAGCCUGAAGAGCUUUAUGCCCUAUCACAUAUGGAACUCCAAGCUGUCCAAGAAACUAGAUCACUUCUACAAAGUGCUUUCAGAAAAAAAUGGGAACCAAGCUCAGACUUGUUAUUUCCUGGGUCUUGAUACUAGAGCCUUUAAAGUAAUGGGAAAACGCAACCCGUUACUGAAGAAGCAGUUUCACCAGUUGAGUUACUUGAAGCGAGUUUGGAUUCUGAAAAAUUUCUGUGAUUAUUGUAUGGAGACACAGCCAGCCUUACAAAAAACUAUCGAUGAUGCCGAAACACAGCGCCCUAAUGAUGUUCGGGAGGUGCUGCUUGGUUCGGAUGCCAAGGGAAACCGCUACAUCAACUUCCCAAUGUUUACAGGCAAAGACAUUCGCAUUUACAAACACCCCAAGCACCCAGAACCCAGCCUAGAGUCGCUGAGUAUGGAGGACUGGUCCCUGGAGCCUGACAAGAUUUCAGCAACCUCGUCAAGAUGUUCCACACCUGUGAACCGCAAAAAUAGCCGAGCAGCGGAAACUCCGUCAGCGUCUCUGAGAGCCAGAGUUCUUCUACAGGCAGCUGAGUCGGUAGAAGCAUCACCCGCAAGAGAUAUAUCUAGAUCAGGGUCUGAGGCCCCAGAUUCGAACUCAUCUCCAGCUGGUGGAAAGGCCCUGUCAGCACAACCCACAGACACCCCUAUAAAUGGGGCGAGGACAAAACAGACCAGCUCCACGCGAAAACGCAAACAUUCAAGUAUGUUCUUCAACAAGCGGAAGCGCUUGAAGACUAAUAAGAAGAAUGAGUCUGAGAGUAAAAGUGACCCUGAAAGAUCCGACACAGCAGAAGGCGCCAAAGAUGAGGUGUCCGGUGGUCUUUCAGCUCAGAGUUUAAAAUCAAGUGAAGGCAGCGGUACCAGUGAAAGUGCAUCCUGUGAUAAAUUAGCAAACAUUAACAGCAGCGAGCUUGACAGUCCAGAUAAAUCCGUUGGCUACCUGUCGGCAGAUAUUUGCAGAGAAGACAUUAACACGCCAACAAAGCAUUCCACAAGUUCUGAUAACUUAUCAGCAGUCGCAGCUUCAUCUUCAGGCACCCUUUCUGCAUUGAAAGAUUCUGAAAGGGGCCUUGCUGAAGGAUCACCUCAGGGUUGUAAUGUUACUUCAAGUGGGCAGCAGGGAUGUUCUGAAGCUGAUGGUGUUAAUUGUGUGGGAACUAAAACAAUGGAUGUGAUAAAACCGGAAUGUAAUGGCAACCAUGAUGAUUCCUCUCUAGCGGACUGUGUUAAACAUGCUGAUGGGUCAUCUCCAGAGAAUGGAGUUGACACUAUCAAAAUUGAAAAGGAUUUGAGGCCGGACAGUGGAGGAAAAACCUGUGGCUCGGUAACUCCAGUGAAGCAAGAGCUACCUCACAUUGAUGAAAAAGGCUUCUCAGCUUUGCAGUCAAAUAUAAAACAGGAAUAUGGUGAUAAAAACGGCGGUAAAUUAAGACAAGAGCUGAUUGACAACAAAAGUAAUUCAGAAUGUGACUCAGGAUGUGGUGAAAUAAAAAAUGGCAAGUUUCAACAGAAUAAUUCCAGUAAACUGAAAUCAGAAGGGCAUGAUGGGUUGGUGUGUGAUUCAAAGAAGGACAAAGAUUGCUUAGAAAUAAAGACUGAACCCAUACAUGAGGAGACAGUGGUGGAAACAAAAAUAGAGGAUGCAGAAAAAGAGGAGGAGGACAGUGAUGAAGAAGACCUGCCAGAUCUGGGUGAAAUUGAGCUAGUGGCUGAAAACAUGGAAGAAAUCAGGGAGCUGAUCAAGAAACUCUCUAAUCCAGAUCCUGUCAAGAAAGGAAGGAAGGUCAUUCCAGGAGUGAUGAAACCUUGUGAGGAGGAAUUAGUGGUGGAAAUCACCAGGUUCCAUGAUGAGCUGGCCAAGUACGAGAGGAGUUUGGUCAAUGCCAGGAUUGGUAUGCAGGCCAAGCUGCGCAAGGAGGUGGAGGGUUAUGUGGAACCAAAGAUGGAAGAAGCUAAAGCAUGGGAAAGUGAAUGUUCCCAGAGCAGUAGUGAUGAGAGCGAGGAAGAAACAGUGAGUAAACCAGAAACAAACAAGCCACCAAAGAAGACCAAACAGAAAUCUGCAACUACGGCCCUUUUGUCAUCUGCUGCCUCGAAACUGAGCUCCAUGACCGGAGAAGAAAAUGGUGACAGCAACGACAGUUUUGAGCUGGACAUUAGCUCCCGGGGGCGUCUGAGGAAGCGUCGAGUCAUUCCAAAUAACACAGAAGACACUGGGUUGAAGAAGAGAAAGAACUUACCGAACCAGGAUGCCUUCUUUUCUGUCUCGCCAGCAACAGUUGCCAGCACUACAACAUUGAUCUCAAACCAGGGGACUUUGACUUCGAGUGGGAUGCAUCCGCUGGCUAAUCAGUUGCCUGCUGCAGCUGCCUCAGACUGUACUAUCAAAGCUCAGUUAGCAUCUCACACACCAAAGGCACCAGGACAAAUUGUUCGCCUCAUAGCACCUGGUAGUGUUGCUGGUUUACACGGUGUACAUCUUGACAAUGUAUCUUCUCGGAACUUGCAAAACAUCCAUUUUAUCUCCAGCGUGAAGUCUGCUCAGGCUUCAAAGAAUACGAUUCUUGCGUCAUCUGCUCAGACGUCACACCCUGUUAUUCAACAGCUGCUGUUGAAUCAGGCAAAACCAACUGCAGGUUCUGUUGUGACCACCAAAGCCUCAAAUGAUGCAUCCAGGAUUCUGCAGAGGCAUCUCUCUGGGAUAUCUGAAGGUAGCAAGACUUCUGCUGAAGUGUCCUCUGGGAAGAUUCCUAUAGGUAUAAGUAUGACAUCAGUGAACUCUCUCUCGCCAUCUAAAGCAUCCUUAUUUCUGGCUCCUAGUUCUGCAGCAGUGGUGGUCACUCAGGUGUCCACUUCAGUCUCCCAAGGAGGAAAACAAGUGUUGGAUCUUGGUAGUCUUUCGGUCACACAGCUGGAGCAGUUGGUGAAGAACCAAGCUAUUCAGAUCAACACCAGUGCAGGUGGGACGACAACCUUAUUGUUGACAACAGGACUACAGCAUCUGACCGCAGCUCGUGCUUCAGGAGCUUCAGUUAUUCAAGCGGCGGCAGCUGGAGCUAGAGCAUCAGUAGAACCAUCCAUGUUUGCCCACAGCACAGGAGCCCCUGGCAUGUCCUCUUUGUUAACAAUGAUAAAAAAGCCACAGAUGGCGCUCACAGGCAAACCUAACUCUUGGCUGACAAUCCCUACGCAGAUUCCAGCUCAAACUGCCAGAACGUCCGCAUCCACCAAUCCACAUCCUGUGGGCAGAACAAACCAUCAAGGCGUCUCAUCUGCUCAGGUACAUGUCAACCAGGGUCUCAGCAAUGCAGCUCUUCAGACGGCACUGGCAAGAACAGUUACCUUAGCAUCACCUACUCCUGGCACCAUUCUCAUGACCCCUGCUCAGUUUGCAUCAGUGGCUAAAACCAUUAACAGCUCGACCUAUUUAAAUAGUCUGACCUCAACAUCGACACAAAAAUCUAUCCUAGCUCCCAGAAUCAUCAGUUCCCUGGCAUCUGCUGGAUCGCAGCGGGUUGCACUUGGAGCAGGUGGCUCCAUAGUGCUUCAGAAGCCUGUAUCAGCAAGUACUUUUUCUGCAAAUGGCAGCAGCUCUGUGACAGUGAGCCCUGAAACAUUGAAAUCCAGGGUCAUUACUGUGCCUCUUGUGCAUUUGUCACCUUCCAAGAAGUAUGCAGGUAAUGUUACAGUGAAAACACUGAUCCAGAACCGGGGCAACGGAAGAAGUGGCGAUGAAGAGGGCAGUCUGGCUGCAGCUGGCGAACCUCAGCCGUGUUUAGGUUCUGGUGAUUUUGAUCCAGAUUCCCUGUUUGCUGGAGUAUCAUGUGAGAGUGGAACAGCGGGUGGUGCUUUGGUAGAAAAUUCAUUGGAGAAUCAGAGUGAGGGGUCAAACUAUGUGUCGUCAACAACUCUUGGAGCUUUCCAGACACACACAUAUUCUGGGAAUGAAUUAUAUAGCUCCCACGAAUUUGGUCAGGUUAACAACACCGGCACAGCAAAACUACAACAGCCAUUUGUCAUGCCUUUGUCCCGUCAACUUUGGGUGGACACUGCUGCCCAGUCUUCUACUUCAGCUUCUGUUUCCCAUUCAGAAAUUAUCCUGCCCACUGUAAACAUCAAGGUUCCUUCUCCAAACACACUUCCUUCUGUGCAGCAUAACAAAAAUGGAACCACCAUCGUACAGUCGACAAAAGUGCCUAUUCCUGUAGCAUCUGAGGUCAGAACUGGAGACAGCUUGAGUCCUUCAGGAGUCCUGGUUGGGGAGAACACCCCUCAGGGUGCUGCUUUUCAUGCUGCCCAGUUGGCUAGAAGGGCCCAACCUGCAGGCAGUAAUUUGGUUCUCAUGUCUGCAGCAAACAGCAAAUUUGCCACUCCUGUCUCUGGUGAUGUUCUAAAACUACCGGCUGGUUUAAAGAAUGUGACACUGAAGAUAACUCCACAGGGAGGCAGUGCAGGACAGUUUGUUCAAGGCUUCAUGACCUCACAGGGCUUGGUCAUCCCACAGACUGCCCUCCUUCAGCCACACCUCCAGAGUGGAAGUGUGAUUCUUGGCAGCACUGUUGAGCCCAGGGCUGUAACUCAGCUGAAUACAAAUCAAGUGAAGAUCCAGCCGUCAUCAAUGCUGACAAUAAACAGUCCACAGAAUAUCCAGAACCUUGUCGGACAGCAUGGUCAAGCAGUUAAUCAGCAGCUUCAGCAUCCGCAGCUAACUUCACAGAAAGUUAUAGCUGUAGCAAAUAAUUCUUUGUGCUCAACAGGGAAGGUCCAGGGUGGAAUUCUCAGUCAGAACCCAAACCCUGGCUUAAAAAUCAUGCUUGUGAACACACCUACAGCAACAGUCAGCAGCACUACAAGUAGCACUGGCAGUUUGAAUGUUCCAGGGCACCAGCAGCAGAAGUCCAUCACCGCACCAGCCUCAGAGUUGGUGAAGCAGAUAGCAAACAGCUCCCAGGUUCAGAGGAACUCCAAUCACCAGGUGAGUCUGCAUGCCCUCAGUCCUGGAAAUGGCCAACAGAAUGCUGCCUAUCUUCUGAACAGUAUUAUGCAAGGCUCAGUUUUGAAGCAGACAAGUAAUGGCUCAGCCCUAUCGGGCACCUCACCUGCAUCUCAAACCAUGAACUCCUCUGCAACUGUCAACCCUCAGCUGACGGCCCAGGUCUUGGCUUUGCAGCAAAACAGUCAGGUAUCCCAGCAAUACAAGCCAAACUUAGUUCUUGCUGCCAAACCUGUCCAGAGUUCUGUCUCAUCCUCUCAGAACAAGCCUCCGGUCAUUUCUUUUCAAGUUCAGCAACUAGGGCAGUUGAUUUCUAAUCUUGGCGGGGUAAGCAAGAUUCAGAUGGAUCGAAUCCAUCAUGUACAGAAUCCUCAAGUGGUGUCUGUCCAGAAACAAGUAGCCCCAACAUUGGGCCAGUCUAAUCAGGUGAUUCAGCCUGCCUCAGGGGUUCCUAACUCGUCACAGGUUGUCCGGGUCGCAGGUCAGUUGAGUCCUCAGCUGCAGCUCCAGAAUCAAGGACUCGCACAGAUUCAACCACAGGGUAAUGUGGUCAUUCAGCAGCAGGCUCUGCUCCCGCAGCAGCAGUCUCAGAGCUUCAUAAUACAACAGCCUAGUCUUUCCCAGUCAGUUCUUGGCUCAAACAGUGUCAACAUACAGCUGAAUGCUGCUCAGCCUCAGAUAAAUGCAAUUCAGCAGCAGUUGUCCAAGACUCUUCAACAGCCUGCGACCUGCCUGCAGUCCAGUGUGGCCAACAAAGUUCACUUUACUGGCAGCCAUAUUCUCAACCAGCAACUUCUUGGAAUGUCUCAUAAUCCAGGUUUGGUCUUCUCUCACCUGCAGGCCUCCACAGCAUCUACAGCCUCAGGUGUUGGUAGCCAGCCACAGAUUCAGUUUGUUAUCAAUCCUUCAAGCACAUCCAACCCAUCUCUUUCAGUCAGUAACUCAUCAGUGAUGUCAUCUUCCAGCAUGUUGCAGGUGAGCUCCUCUGCGAGUACAGGUCUCAUACGAACAGAAUCUGCAGUUACUUCCUCAGGCAUGAACACUCAUGGCACCAGCAUUUCAGGAGUUCCACACCUCCUGUCACCCCCAAGUAGUUUAAGCCAUGCCGUGAUUGUGGGAACUUCACCUGUCAGUGGUACCACCACGUCGACUGCCAGCAAGCUGAGAACACACAUGAUAAUCCCGAGCUCUGCUGCUGGUAAAUUUCUGAUAUCUCCAGUCAAAAUGUCCCUCCACAAUCCACACGCUAGCCCUGUCAAUCCUAUCAAGUACGUUAGCGCUGUCCAGACCCAGAACCCCAGCUCGGUCUGCGGUCUGACCUCCAGCCUGGCCACAAGUACUGGUCAUCUGCCUAGCACAUCUGUAGCAGAGGGACAGGGUCAUUUACCUGUCCGACCGGGGGUAAUAUAUGCCGGUCACCAAGCCACAGUUGCUGAUAAAAAGGAAGGAAAGAUUGCACAGAUUCUUCUAAGCCAGCCAGUUGUAUCGAUGCAGUCUUCAAACAAUCCUCAAUCACACAUCGUUGGCAAUCAUUACAUGCCCGCUUCGGUGGUGAAGUUACAAACAGGGGCUUCAGGUGUGCUCUCAAGUCUAGGUACUGACCAGGGGGCAGCACUGCAUAGCUCAAAGACAUUACUGUAUAAAAUAGGGGAUCAGUAUUUCACCAGCCUUCAGCAUCUGGUUCCUCAGACAGCCCUGACCACGUCGGACAGCACCAGCACUGCCUCAAACCAGGGUGUUCAGCUUCUGGUUCCACCAUCAUUCAUAGAAGCAUCUGAUCAGAUCCUGAAGCAGAGCAGCAAGUCAGCAACAUCACAGACAGCCUUCACAGCAUCGGGUAGCAGCAGCAGCAGCAUUAUUGGUAAUUCACUGCAGAGCACACAGCAUGGAGUUCGGAUGCUCCCAGCUGGAAGGGAGGGUUCAACAACCGAUGUAGUUAACCAGAUGGCAGUUCCAUUGAAUGGAAUAUAUCAAAACAAACCCCAGUUUUCCUUUUCCUUGUCUGGACCAGUUCCCUUGGCUAGGUCAGACCGUGUGCUGGACAGCUCUGUUAUUGUGGGCUCCCAGAUACAGUCUACUAAUCAGUCUGAUGGCAGCUUUCAGUCACAAAUGCACGGAGCUAUGUCGUAUCCUCAGAGCCUGCAUGUGGCAAAUUCUGACAUCUUAUCAACCACCGGCCCUAUAGAUAAAGUCACGUCCAGGAGAAACACAUUCAGCGGGGGCCAGGAUGUCGACCAGAAGGGAGCUUUGCCUCAGAGGCAUGUAUCGGCAGAUGAUGCGGCAGGGACCUUGGACGACCAAGAUGAGAAGGAAGCAGCAUUGAAUCUUCUUACGUUGGCCAACCAGCCAAUCUGA
Messenger RNA from Candidula unifasciata, 8493 nucleotides. The record is from the annotation of a GenBank genome assembly. NCBI's taxonomy places the organism in Eukaryota, Metazoa, Mollusca, Gastropoda, Stylommatophora, Geomitridae.